AUGGCCAACUGGCAGCAUCACGAUUCGCCCGUCAGCCUGGAAACUUUCCCAUGGGCAGUCCAAGAUGCGUGGGCUGCCCAGCUUAUUGAGCGAGAUGGGAAAUUUUAUUUUUACGCACCUGUUGUUGGGAGCGGUGAUUACGGAGGAUCCAUUGGCGUGGCCGUGGCCGAAAACAUCACGGAUCCUUACGUGGAUGCUAUCGGCAGUCCUCUGAUUCCACAGUCAGAGAUCGAUCCUGCUGUCUUCAUUGACGAUGAUGGCCAAGCGUACCUCUACUGGGGAAACCCCAACCUAUGGUACGUCACGCUGAACGAGGACAUGGUCUCGUACAGUGGUAAACGCAAUAAGGUUACACUCACGCAAGACGGGUUUGGUGCUCGCGGAGACGGUAUCAUGUAUGCGGAAGGACCGUGGCUUUACAAACGUGGAGAGAUUUACUACAUGAUCUUCUCCGCCGAGUGUUGCUCUACUCCCAAUCAUGAAGGCGGCACUAGCAUUGGGUAUCUUGGCAGCUAG
Molecule: messenger RNA, 516 nt
Organism: Clonostachys rhizophaga
Lineage: Eukaryota; Fungi; Ascomycota; Sordariomycetes; Hypocreales; Bionectriaceae
Source: the annotation of a GenBank genome assembly